AUGAACCAAAACGGGAAACUCACCCAUCAAGCGGGCGGCACAAGCAACAGUAGUCCGAUCCGCCAUCUCUCCAACGCACUCUUCAUGGAUCCCAACAAAAUCCCACACGGCUUGCUCGACCAGGCCCUCAAAUCCCAAUCAAUGAGGUCUCAAUUGGAUCUAAUCACCAGUCUUCAGGAUGUCGCUACUCGGCUGGUCGUCGUGAAGAAAGCCAGACUCUCAGCUCUGCGUGCCGAGCUGACCGUCCUCAACCACAGCCUCCCCAAAGUCUGCUGCUUGGGAAUGUACUGCAACGGAGAUCAUUGUGACGAGGGUGAUAAGGGCAAGGAGAAGUCGGGGGGUGGCAGCAUGGAGGCCGAGCUGGGCGUCGGCGGUGGCGGAAGUUUGAAGCGGAAGAAGAAGUGUCACCAGCAGAUCGUCAGGAUCUCGCCCAACGAGUCUGUCGUCCUCAACUCAGCCGACCGGGCCCCGUUCUUGAUCCACGUCAAAGUGCUCAAAGACCAUCUCGACUUCGACCCCAACCGGCGCUCGAACUACGAGGAUCUGAGGAAGGCCAUCAAGGGCUCUGCCAUCUCCGCCAACAAGGCAGCCGACUCAAAAACUCCAAAUCCAAACGUCUAUCUCAUCAACGACUCCUUGCCUAACUUCUCCGAAUCGAACGUCAGCAAACUCGCCACAGCUGAGCAACCAAGUCGUAGAAGCAGCACCAACCAGCACACUAUCAAAUCCCUGGGGAUGGCUAAGAUCUCAAGCUCACUUCCUCCCGUUGGCGAGUCAUCCAACCAUCUGGGCCUUGCCUCCAUCAGUUCCCCUACCGAUCACACGUCCUGCAGCAGCGCUCAUUCUAGCGACCACGGCUUCAAGCACCAGCUCGAUCAUCCUUCUCAGACUCUGCUCGAUUGA
This is a messenger RNA of Puccinia triticina, 903 nucleotides long. RefSeq lists its product as uncharacterized. NCBI's taxonomy places the organism in Eukaryota, Fungi, Basidiomycota, Pucciniomycetes, Pucciniales, Pucciniaceae. The record is from RefSeq and is a predicted model, not a curated record. The coding region runs from base 1 to 903 and encodes 300 amino acids. The transcript is spliced from 2 exons.